Molecule: messenger RNA, 150 nt
Organism: Mytilinidion resinicola
Lineage: Eukaryota; Fungi; Ascomycota; Dothideomycetes; Mytilinidiales; Mytilinidiaceae
Exons: 1
Source: RefSeq, a predicted model, not a curated record
GCUAAUAUUUACCCUAUUGCUAAAUUAGCUAUUAACAAGCGCAACGCAUUAUUAACUGGAAUAAGCCCCUUUUUCCUAAGCUAUAGAUAUAACCUUAAAGUCCUGGAACUUAAUCUAGAACUACCUAAGGUUCUCUUACUACCUGCGUAA